Paramacrobiotus metropolitanus is the source of this 1061-nucleotide messenger RNA. Its product is annotated as bifunctional endo-1,4-beta-xylanase XylA-like. Bases 74 to 796 code for a protein of 240 amino acids. Lineage: Eukaryota; Metazoa; Tardigrada; Eutardigrada; Parachela; Macrobiotidae. The transcript has 5 exons. The record is from RefSeq and is a predicted model, not a curated record.
UCCAUUUCACAUUGAAACUCUAACAAUUUGCAAAUUUAAACGAUUUACUUCGUGUGAAACUUAAUCUCUGAAAAUGUCGUACAACUAUCAAUAUCAACGCGAAUCGGACCGCGACGGAAACCAGUAUCGCAAGGAGCAAUACAGCAGCAACCGUAACGAUGAUCGCGAUAAUCAGCAGUCGUAUCGUACUCAGCAAGUACACAGCAGCCGCGAUUUCGACAACAACCGCGACAACUGGAAUAAGGACUCCAACACACGCUAUCAGCAGUACAGCAGCAGCAAUCGCGACUGGAAGGGCGAUGCCGACGACAGCUACAUGAGACAAAUCUACAGUCGCAACCAGAACCAGGGUCAAGGUUACAAUCGCGACCGUGUCGACCGUGACCGCGAUGGAGAUGAUCUACGUACUGAACGCAAAUACUACUGGCAGCAGACCAAAACCUUCCACGAUGACCCAACCCAGAACGAGCGCUCCAGCAACUUGUACGGAAAUCGCAAUGAACUGAGUUAUGGAGGAAGUCCGCAGCAGUACAACCAGAACUGGCAGCAGUCGCGCCAGUGGGAUCAGUGCAAUCAGGACCAGUGCAACCGCGGCGGCUGCAGCUGGGGCAACAAAGAGUGCAACCGCAGCCAAUGGCAUGGUCGCAAUGAGUGCGCUCGUGGAGGACAACAGGGUCAACAGCAGUACGGAUACGACAACCGCAACGAAUACUCGCGCCGCUACGAAACUGACGGCACUCAACAGCGAAACUACCAAAGCCAAGGUCGUUGGCAGGACCAGAGCAGCCGCUUCUAAAUCCUCCAUGACUCAAUCUCGAACGCUUAACACGAUACACAAUGUAAUUAUGAUAAUUUUUUGAUUUUUUUAGAAUUAACAAAUUCUUUUAAAUGGUGGUGGCGAUUACUCCGUAUUCUACAGCACUUUAUUGCGAGCGUGAAGCUUGAUUGACUUUAAAUUAACAUUUGAUGACGAAUUUGGUUUCGUUCAGUGUUACUCUAACUUUUCUGUAGUCUGAGUUCACUGUUGAGCCUGCAACCGAUUAUUAAAACGUUAUUUCUGC